Trichomonas vaginalis G3 is the source of this 753-nucleotide messenger RNA. RefSeq names its product regulation of pentose-phosphate shunt. Gene Ontology annotation, biological process: glycolytic process. The record is from RefSeq and is a predicted model, not a curated record. The transcript has a single exon. Bases 1 to 753 code for a protein of 250 amino acids. NCBI's taxonomy places the organism in Eukaryota, Parabasalia, Trichomonadida, Trichomonadidae. Gene Ontology annotation, molecular function: intramolecular phosphotransferase activity.
AUGUCUCGAAAAAAGAUUGAGCCAUUUUCAACAUUAGUUAUUCUUCGGCAUGGAGAAUCUUUAUCAAACCUCAAUAGAACAUACAGUGGCUGGUAUGAUACAGAUCUUACUGAAAAAGGAAUCGAAGAUGCUUACGCGGCUGGAAGAUUGUUGAAAAGCCAUGGAUUUCACUUCGAUGUUUGCUUUUCAUCUUACUUAAAACGAUCAAUCAGGACGAUGUGGAUAGUCCUUGACGUUCUAGAUCAAAUGCACAUACAGACCAUUUCAAAUUGGCGUCUUAACGAAUGCCAUUUCGGUUUACUGACAGGUAUGAACAAAGAGCAAAUAUGUACUACACUUACUGAAGAGGAACUCAACAUCUGGAAGAAAGAUACUUGUCUACAGCCUCCUCCUUGCGCACCUGGUCAAGAAAAUCCUUCAGACGAUCCUAAAUACAAAGACCUCGACCCUCGCGUUAUACCAAAUGGCGAAUCCAUUGAUAUGAUGUGGGAAAGAGCGAAACCAUACUUUAUCGACCAAAUCGUUCCACGAUUGAUGGAAGGAAAGAAAGUACUUAUUGUUGCCCAUGGAAAUGUCAUGCGCGCAAUGAAGAAAUACUUACAAAAAAUGACAUCUGAAGAAUUGAUGAAUGAAAAGGUUCUUUCAAAUGGAAGCGCACUUGUUUUCAAGUUCGAUAACAAGUUUAACCUCUUGGAAACAGAGAUCAUCAGCGAAGAAGAUGCAACAAUCGAAGCAAACGACGGAGUUCUCUGA